CUUUCGCGACUCUGCCUCUGCCUGCCGCCUGGACCCUUGUGGGAGCGUGGCUGGAAAAUGGCAAGCACCAACCGUGUGCCUCAAGCUAACUGUCAAGAAAAGCAUGCUUCAGUUGGCUGGAGUGAGCAAUUCAACUUGUGGAGGAAUGAGAAAUGUUCGCGUUGAGACAAGAAACAUAAAACCCCAGAGUAAGGACAACAAGGCCGAGGAGAAUGGCUCCGACAGCUUCAUGCGCUCCAUGGACCCACAGCUGGAGCGGCAAAUGGAAACCACCCAGAACCUGGUGGACUCCUACAUGGCCAUUGUCUACAAGACCAUGUGGGACCUCAUGGUUGGUGUCACGCCCAAGACCAUCAUGCACGUCAUGAUCAACAACGUGCAUGCACCGCCUCAUAGGGACCAAGGAGUUCAUGUGAUCAGAGUUGCUGUCCAACCUGUACCUGCAUGGGAACCAGAACACUCUGAUGGAGGAGUUGGCAGAGCAGGCACAGUGGCGUGAUGAGAUGCUGCACAUGCACCACGUGCUGAAGGAGGUGCUCAGCAUC
Messenger RNA from Pongo pygmaeus (Bornean orangutan), 545 nucleotides. RefSeq names its product putative GED domain-containing protein DNM1P46. The transcript is spliced from 4 exons. The coding region runs from base 104 to 499 and encodes 131 amino acids. Gene Ontology annotation, molecular function: GTPase activity; GTP binding. NCBI's taxonomy places the organism in Eukaryota, Metazoa, Chordata, Mammalia, Primates, Hominidae. The record is from RefSeq and is a predicted model, not a curated record.